AUGGAAUUUCGUGGAACUUUUCCAUUGAAUUCCAUUCAAAUUGAUGUCCUUAUCUCCCAUGGAAUGCCAUGGAAAUCGAUGGAAUUCCAUGGAGGUAUUUCUUACGGUAUGUACCAGGGGCACCUAACGACAAUUUUCGGAAAAUAUCUGUUCGGAAGACGAUUUGAUAUCUAGAAUUUUCGGAACAUUUUUUGUAAAAUUUCUUGCUUGCCUGCCUCUGCUAGGAUUUUCGAAAAUCUACAAAAUGAUAUAAUUGCCUAUUUUUAACGGAUUUUUACCCUAAAAAGGUCACGAAUUUUCGGGAGCCUUUUCUCUGGCUGGAAAUUUCGAACAGGUAAGUUUUGAUCCCUAUAAUUUUCGGAUCACUAGAUAUAGACUUUAAGCUAGGAGGUCCGAAUUUGCAUAGAGAGUGGCGUACGGUCGUACUUUCUUUACUCCGCGAUAAUUGCUUUAAUUUCUUAGUGAAUCUUGUUUUCCACUCAAUUUUUGUUAUUGCUAUUUGCCAUUUACGACUCUAACUAAAUUACCUAUGCCUGAAACUCGUACCACGAAGGCUGCUAGAACUAAAGGAGCUGAUUCCGCGGGAUCUGAACUUGUCACAAUGGCGACACUGAGGGACUUGUUGAAAGUGCAAGAAAGAAUGUUUAAGAAUUUAUUCGACUCACUGUUGGCCAACGUAAACACACGGCUGGAUUCCGUCAUCGGCCAAGUCGCAGAAAUCAAAGCUAGACUAGAUAUUUACGAGAAAGACACUAGCGAAUUGAAGGUGAGCCUUGAGUUCUCCCAGAAAGAUAUCAAGGACUUGAUACCAUGCUCAUCCCGACUGCAUGAGGUCGAAGAAGAGAUUGAAAAGAUGUGCGGUUCCCUCGAUUACCACACUGAUAGGAUCGAAUAUCUGGAGAACCAACGUAGAAGGAGAAAUAUUCGAACAGACAGCAUUCGAGAGGAAGAAGCAGAAACCUGGGACAACACCGAAACCAAAGAAAAGGAGAUACUCAAAGAGAAGCUUAACCUCGAUGAAGAACCGGAUAUCGAGCGGGCUUAUCGAGUCGGCAGAAGAGCAAAUGCUACAACUGGCUCCGUAGAGACGUCCAAGGACCAUCGUUUGUCGCCUCCGCGAUUGGAAGCAAAAAGAACAGAUCAUCAGAAGUGCAAGGAGAAUCAAGCCCCCUGGAAUUUCUGUUGAUGAAGACCUGGCACAAGAAACCCUUGACAAGAGGGAAGAGCGGCGUCCUAAGUUUGAAGAGGCGAGAAGAAACGGGAAAAUAGCCUAUUUCGUUUUAGACAGGCUGGUUAUUAAAGACAGAAUUGAGCGUCCCAGUUAAGUAGCUGUGUAGUUUUGUGCUUUAGCUUUCUAUAAUAUUUAUAGUACGUAUUUAUAUAUUUAUUGUUUAUUAGCCAUGGCUUCGAUUCCUGAUCACACUUUACCUUUUAAUGCUUUAGACGAUUAUAAUGAUUUUAAUGAUCCUGAAAGACUUUCCAGCCUAAAUUACGAUCCUUUAUUUUCAAGUUGAAGUAAAGGAGACAAAUUUUCUAGGCGUAAUUUUGGAUGAAAACCUAACUUGGAAGUCGGAAAUGUCACACGUUGCAAGUAAAUUGCGAAGUCAAUCGGUAUAAAAUCUAGAUGCAGCUUCUUUCUUCCUAAAUCGUCUUUACGUAUGCUCUACUAUUCCUUAAUCUAUCCUUAUUUUUACUACUGCAAUAUCGUUUGGGCUUCGACCUAUAAACCAAUCUCCGCCGCCUUGUUAUCCUGCAAAAGCGCGUUAUUAGAAUUAUUAAUAAAUCACAUUUCAAUGCUCAUACUGAACCCAUCUUUAAGGACCUCGGUAUACUAAAAUUUAACGAUAUCCAUUUGCUUCAACUGGGCUUAUUUAUGUAUUCUUUCAAAAAUUCAUUCUUACCUCCAAAGUUUAAUAACAAUUUCUCUCAAAGCAAUCAAUUCCACUCUUACAAUACAAGAAAUUCCCAGGCCUACCGUCUACCUUAUUGUCGUACAAACACGAAGUUCUCGCCCUUUUUUCAAGGGCCUAAGUUUUUUAAUUCACUUGACAACAAGAUCAUCAACUCUCAAUCCCUCUCCUCUUUUAAGAAAAAACUGAAGAUUAAAUUAUUGAGUAAGUAUGAAAACAGUUCAUAAGUCUUUCCAUCUUCGACUUUUCGCCUUCUUUUCUUCAAUUGAUCUGAAACAGCUCUAGCUCAUAGUUCGAGGAGGCCUAACCUCUUAUAAGCUCCUAUAGUUUCUGUUAGGUCUCCUCGCCACUUCUUUUUUUCUUCUUUUCCUAUAUUUUUUGUAAUUAUUGUGUGGCAAAUAAAAUAAAAUAAAACAGAUGAGAAAUAUUUAGGGGAUAAAAAUAUGCCUAUAUCUACCGUUUAAAUACUAAAAUAUGUUUAACAAUGCUAUAUUUAAGUGGUUUUGAAUUAUAUUCUCGUUGUGUGCCCCUGAUGUGCCAAGUUAUUUAAAGGGGCUAUGUCACGCUAUUUUCUACCUUUUUAAAAAGCUAAAGCGUGUUUUCGAAUCAAUUGAAUUCCAAGAAUAAGACUAUAUUUAGGCAUUGAAACCGUUUCCUGUCGUCUGUUAAUAUGGAUGGCAAGGAUGAUUGAAACUUGAAAAAAUGGCCAGCCUUUUCAAUGCAAAAAAUUACCGAAAAAUAAUUAUGGCUAGUGCUGUCUGAUAAAUUUUGUUUGAGACCUUCUCCAUAAAUCUAAAGGAGCAUUUUGUUUAAGUGUAUAGGCACUAAGUAAUGACUGCAGCACGUAUUAUUUCUAAAAACAGCAAUAUCCUCGAGACAAACCCCCUUUAACACCAGGAUAAAUUGACUACUAUAUGAUUAAAACGCCCGAUCACUGUUGUGGGAAGUCAAAUCUCUUUCUUUUUUCCACGAGCUUGACGUGGCAAGUGUUUCAUCUUUUCCAAAACGAAACGUGUUAUUAUUCUCUUGUCUUAAAGCGUCAGCGUGUCCAAGUAUGGCAAUCCUGACAGGGACUUCAGGCAUCAUCACAAGUCCUUCUUACCCGGGAAAUUAUGGUAAUAACCACAAUUGCAAAUGGAAAAUCAUGGCAAGUACAGGAAAUCGCGUCAAGUUGGUCAUUCAAGACAUGGACAUAGAACGUGAGACUAACUGUGGCUACGACUAUAUACAAAUUGAAAAUGCUGCCAUAUAUGCUAGUGGUGUGCUUCCUGGGCGUUUAUGUGGUUCACUCACCAGCAAUUUGACUUUUUCUUCUUACAACGAAACCUUGAUUGUACGUUUUGUUACUGAUAGUUAUGUAACAGCCCGUGGAUUUAUAGCAGGAUACACUGUUAUUCCUGCUGGUAAGUAGAAAGAAUUAUGUUUUGCAGUGCUUUGCGCUUUAUCCAGUAUAGUAUGUUGCGCGGUAUCUCGCCAUAAUCGCUUGUAAACACUAGAAAUUUUUGUUUGAGCAUAGACGAUUUCUGAAUUUUGCCCUCAAAGAUAGUCCUUUACAUUUCUCUUGAAAGGUUUCCACUUUGCUCAAUUAAGUAUAUUUAAAAUCAGGGGCAUAGCCAGCCAUUUUUUCCAUUUAAGCCCGAUUUGAAGAGGUCCUGAGAAAGCGAGGGAUGAGAGAUUCAUUCAUUCAUUUAGUCGUUCGUUCGUCCGUCCGUCCGUCCGUCCCUCCCUCCCUCCCUCCAUCCAUUCAUUCAGAGAGUUGUAACUUAAAUGUAAACGGUGCCUGUACCUGGAUUUUCUUACUUAUUGCCCUGAUGUGUUGAGGACUUAAUAGAAAGCCAAGAUGUCGCCUAAGCCAUAAACAGUUUUUAGAAGGAACAUGAAGAACAGCGGGUCAUCUUUGCUCAAAAAUGUUGUGUCAAAAGAGUAAUUAGCAGUGAUUCGUCAACGAACGGGUUCUUUUAGUUAAAAAAAACCGUGUCACAGUCACACCUUGAUAAACAGUUUUUGAAUUCUUUAUAAAGAACACUGUUACACUCAAGUGCAUCUCCUAAGGUCAAUAGGGACGUGAGUGUCUCUUUAGCACUGCAUGUUUCGCUUGUGUUUACUAGAACUAGGGAUUCCAUCAAUAUCGACGAUCGUACGUAUAUAUUAUUAUAUCUCAGAAAAACGAGUACUCAGAGAGUAAAAUGGCAACUUUCUCAGGUCUUUGUAAGGUCUUCAGCUGUUUCGUCCUUUGUAUCUUCUGAGGAAGAGAUUCUAAUUUGUCACAGAAGAGGGAUGAGAGGCAGCCCGGUUCAGUUUAGAUUUAGCGAGAAUACGGCUCUUCCGACUAUGAAAUUUGAGUUACUCUGUUUGCAAAAUAGAAUUGCAGAGCGAAGCUAGUUCUUAAAGGGACACAGUCAGCUGAUGCAGAUGCGCAUUAGAUGCCAUUUCUUAGCUGAUUUGCAUGUUAGAAGACGCGCGUGAAACAGAAGUGAGAAGCGUAUCCGGAAUACUCUAAGCAAACCUUGUAGAGUUGAACUAGUUACAAGCCGAAAUCGUGAUUAUAGACCCUAAGCCAUAUCAGAGCACUCAUUUAUAUAUAUAUAUAUAUAUACCAUUGCGACUUCACCGAUGGAUUUUUCCAGACAUCGACGAAUACUUUCGAACGUUAGUAGAGUACGAAAUUACGCGAAGUCUGAAUCAUUGUCGAAGGUUCAAGGCCGAGAAAGAUUGAUUUUCCACGUACACGUAACUACUUACAUCGAUUUUCCAAAUAUAUCAAAUGAUUAUUUGCUCGCCAGUGUAUUUGAUUCAUUUCUCUUGUUAUUUUGGUAAACGAAGGCGAUUCCUCCCGCCCGGCGCCAACGCGUGUUCAUGUUCCUUUGGAUACUAUUUUUAACCAAAUAUGGUAAAAUACUGUAAAAGGAUGAGUAAAAAAAGAGGUUUUCAGUAAAAGAUCGAGGAUCGAAUAAAACAGUAGGCAAGACAGAGCGGAUUUCUAGAUGUAUCUGAAACGUACAUUUAAUUUCAGGUUGAGAUAAACGCUUUUCAAACUUGCAAAACUAGUGUCCUGGUCAGCGCGUUCCCAUAGCUGACUGUGUCCCUUUAAAUCGAUUUUUAAGUAAAGCAAACUAAAGUAACGAACCAUUUAAAUGGAAUAUUUCGUUCGAAAUUGCGUUUUACAUCGAUCAAUGCAGAGUAAACAUAGUUACCUAGAGCAUGAAAUGAAAUAUAUAUUUUUUAAAGCAUUGGCUAAGGAACAAAAAAAAGUGGUAACCUUGUGAACACACCCGCUUUUUCAAGUACCCACGCUGGAAUUCGGGCACGGUGCCGGUGCCCGAGUACAAUUAAGGACGAGCUCGGGUACAAAUUAGGCACCGGUUAAAAAAAAAUUGUAACUUGACAUCUCUUUACCCACGGAGCAUUUAGAAGUUCUCAAGAAGUCGUCGAAACGUGUCCGUGCGUUCCAGAUCGAAAUGGAAUUUGAAGUGUUUAUUUUUGAGGAGAGGGAAAACCGAAAUACACGGAGAAAACCUCCCGGAACAAGGACGAGAACCAACAACAAACUCAACCAACAUACAUGUAUGGCGUCGACGCCAGGAUUCGAACCCGGACCACAUUGGUAGGAGGCGAGUGCUCUCACCACUGCGCCACUCCGCAUUUUUGUUAGUUCUGGAGCAGUCCACUGCUUUGUAGCCGCUGCUAAGGUUAAGUUUCAAACUGGCCAGAAUUUGUCAGUGAAUUUGUCGGUACUGACAAACCGACAAAAUUUGUCAGUCGUCGGUUUGUCGGUUCAUGUCAGUUGAACUGUCGCUUACUUUAGUUAAAAGUUGUCAGUGAAUUUGUCGGUACUGAGAAACCGACAGAAAUUUUGCAUUCGUUUGCCGAAAUGAGGAUUUGUAGACGUUGAAUAAAAACUUGAACCUUAUGAUAGUGAGAAACACAAAACAGGCUAAAGGUGACGUCAUUUGGUGAUCCGCAACACCAAGAAACCACCAACGUGUUAGUGUGGGCAUAGGCAUCCGAAGCUCACGUUAUGAGUGUGUUAUGCAAGUUUACUUUCUCACAAGAGAGUCGGUGUCGCGUUACAAGCAACCGUUGAGACUUUGUAUCAGAAAUAACACACAAGGUCUGCGAACGCUAAAUAUCAUUGUUUUUACUUUUUUCUAUAACAUAAAUAAAGGAGACUAGGUAGGUCUCUUUUAUUUAGUUUAUAGAAAAAAGUAAAAAUGAUAUUUAGCGUUCGCAGACCUCAGUAUUUUAUUUCUCAAGUCUCAACGAUCGCUUGUAACACGACACCGACUCUCUUGUGAGAAAGUAAAUUUACAUGACACACUUUUAACGUGAGCGUGGGUUGCCUGUGGUUUGGGCAGUCAAAUUAUAUUGAGUAGCCUGCGUAGCUGGCGGUAUUGUGUAGUAGUCGAGUGAGAUUUGAGGGCGGAGCCGUCACGAGCGGCGAAGCCGCGAGAAAUACCGCCUGCCAGAGAACCAUGAUGUUUCGAAUGCCGCCCACUUUUGUCACCUUAGCUGAUCCCAAUUAAAUCAGGCAAUCAAAGAGAAACCUGCAAUUUAAAAACUUCCGAUUAUUUUCGCUCGAGACAGUUUAGAAAUAAGCGUUGACAGGCUAAACACGACUCCUAAGCUCGUGAUAAUGUGAAACGUGACCUUGUGAGUUUGCUUGAAGAGAGGUUUUUUUGUAUUUUCUCGGCUCUCGCGCGAAGGUUACUAGCACUACACAGUGCAUGUAUCAUUCUAAACUUUGACUGAGUAAACCUUUUUUUGGGACAAUAGGCUUAACAUUAAAAGGUCAUGAAGCUGGUUUGUUACAUGCAUACUGAGUAACCAUUUCCUCUGGUUUAUUCUUCUGUAGGUGUUCCUGAUAGGAUUUGAUCUCAGAUGCAGUUGUAAAGUGUUUUAAUUUUCUUUGACCUUUGUUUGUACGGCUAAAUAAAGACAAUUCCAGCGCUGUAAAGUUUAAAGACCAUUUCGGCAAUUUGGUCACCAAUUAUGCUCUUUUUAAAGGGGAAUCCACAAUCACUUACGUCUUUUCCAGUUUGCCAUCUGCUCCCUUAAUUGGGAAAUAUAUGCGAAGGAACAUCUAAUAUGACUGACAUAUGUAUGGCCCUCGACCAAUCCGUUUCUCCGCACACUGGUGUGCGGACUAUUCAAAAUACCGGGGCUUUCUGGCAGGCGGUAUUUCAACCGUCUCGUCCCUACUCCCUUUUUUUGGAACUCGGCUCCGCCGCGAAAACUUUAAUUUCGCACCCACACAAUGCCGCCAGCUACGCAGGCUAUAUAUUGAGUGCAAAUGAUGAUAAAGUGCAAGAAUUAAUGUAGCUCAGCUGCUACCAUAAUCCGCAUGGAAAAUCUACCGACUGAUAACGCUGAACAUGAAUCGUAUUAAUGCAUCCUUCUAUGAACAGGUUAUUAUUUUUAAUGAAGGUAAGAGCAGGUCACUGACGUGGAAAAGGAGGUCAUAAUGAUUGCGAAUCAUAACCAACUGUUCCAUUUCAGUGACCCCAGUAAGUCUGUCGAAACUUUGACCAGUCGGAGACUAGAUUGGUCCUGGAGCGUGACCAAGCUAAAAGCAAUUUUUCAAAUUCUAUUUGUCCAAGUUUUUUUGUUGUUAGUUAAAGAAACCAAAUUCAAGAUCUUUAUUGGAUUUUUUCGCAUCGAGAGGUUUCCAUUUUCUAUAGCAAUGGAGGCUCCACCGCACCUUCAUGCUGAGGCUCCGCUAAAAAUUAUUGGGUUUCGUUGAGCGAGGUGUUCUACGAUACAAAGAGUAUUCGCUUAUAUUUUUGAAGUAGGUUUAAGCUACUCUAAUUUUGCUUGCAACCUGAUAUAACUUGAAAUCGGAAAUUGACAUUUUCAGAAAAGCCAAGGAUCAGGGUACCGUUGGCGGAGUGGCGAACUGUACCAAGUCAUUAUAUCUGGUUUCUGCUAGAAGGUACUCCACCAAUUAACUUGACCCUAGUGAAUACAUCAGCAUCUUUGGAGGGCAGUUUCUUCAGAAAAGGAUUUCGAAUAAAUCGGACGGGUACCUACAAGUACACUCUACUAGCAGAAAACAAUAAAGGAAGUGACUCAAAAACGGUUGACGUAACCGUUCUGGGUAAGGAUUCAAUGGUCUAAAAUUUCAUUCAAUGUAGAUGAGACAUUUUGCAAUUAAGACAACCAUAGUAAACAAACAGUUGUGUUAAAUUUUGUCCUUAUUUUAUCCGUUGAUGAUUCAGUUCAUUCGGGGAAAAAUGAAUGUACACAGGUUUAGUCUACUUUUUCUUGUUUCGCCACUGUUUUGAACACGGGUAAUUUGUGUCCAUUUAAGUUUGUAAACAAUACGAAUUUACCAAAAUAUAAUAUUUGAAAUUCAGUUUCACCCUUAAUCAAUAAGUAAAAAUGAAAGUUCGUUAUUAAUACUCGAUUAAUGCAUAUAUCGAAGUGUACAGCUUUCGUGAAAAUUGCCCCUAGCAACUGCCUUAUUCUUGCGCGAUUGAUUUUGUAGAUUGCAAUCAUUGGUGUCGCAGUACAGGUUCGAUAACAAGUUCUGGUCAACUUACCAACAAACACAACUGUAGUGAAAGCAACAUAACACAUAACUGGAAUUGCAUUCCUACUACAACCACUGAAUUGUAAGUAUAUUUCCUUUUUCACUUUAAAUUAAGUGGCCUGAUGUUUUCUUACUUUUUAAAUUCCCAUCGUUUUACCCCAGUUUCACACACAAACUACAAAAUGCUCCAAAAUCCCGACCAUGAAAAUAAGAGAAUCUUUUGGCAACCACUAUGUACUUGUUUUACUUUAACUUAACAUGCUGACGAUCAACCUUGGACUUUCAAAUGAGCGCGUGUGCAAUGCAAAACUUGCCCUUUCAUUUACAAUGUGGAAAAAAGUUCGAAUGUACGCAUUCACCUUCUUAUUUUAGUCGUUAGCUAUGGCAUAACCUGUUGCACGCUAUUGAAUAACAUACACGUGGGCGCGCGAAUCACUGAUGAUGAUUAGACGACAGAUGUCCAAAGAAAUGACACAGGUGCAUCAAAACCGCGGCGCGCUAUUCCAACCUUCCUUCCUUCCUUCAAGAAUGCAGCAUGCAGUCUCUUUUACACCAAGGAAUCACAGAGCUUUUCAAAAGCCUUAUCUUUCAAAUCGGCCCUUAAAAUUCCCACAGAAUCAAUAAACGCUGCUCUAUCAACUAAUUCAUUACUAUCUUUUACACAUUGCCAUGUUCCCGGCCAUUGAGAGCAUUUCCUAAUGUUUAACGAGUGUACGUAAACGAAACUAAGAACUAACAUUCACCUUCUUUUUCAUUAUUAUUAUCAUCACUAUUAUUAGUAUUAUUACUAUUAUCAUCAUCAUUUUCAUUUAUCAUUAAUGAAGAUGAUGUGAACUGUGGAAAUAAAAACUUUAAAUGAAGAUGUGAUCGCGGCAGCGGUAAUUGCAAUUUACACAAUUGCAAAUAAACCCGUUUUAUUUGAAAAAAAUGUGUCCCAAGACGUGGGACUUUCAUAGGUCAAAUGGUAGAACGCUGCAGCGCUACCGCAGACGCCAUUGGUUAAACUCCCGUUGAAGUCCCGAACUUUUUUAGGGGUUUAUUUGCAGUAGCUUAAAUUGCAAUUACCUCUGCAUAUCUUCAUUUAAAAUUACCGUAAAAUUCCGAAAAUAAGCCCCGGGGCUUAUAUUUUUCAAAGGCCCUUUGUGAGUGGCUUAGUUUUGGAGGGGCUUAAAUUCGGAGGGGCUUAUCUAGGGAAAGAAAUUUGCGUCUCAAAAUCGAUUAGGCUACCCUUAUAGUUGGAAGGAAAUUUACCGCUUUUGCAUGCUUUGUUUUUGUAUUUGAUGGCGAUUUCCAAGUACAAGCCCCCCGGGGGCUUAUAUUUGGAAGGGCGGAUUAACGGAGGGGUUUUUGCGUUACGAGUUUGGGGGGCUUAUAUUUGUAGGGGCUUAUUUUCGGAAUUUUACGGUAUCAUCUUUAUCAUCAUCAUUAUUAUUACUAUGAUAUACCGGUAAAGGUAAAUUCUAAUUAUUUUCCCACUAUAUAAAGCUUUACAUUUAAACGUUAAAAUAAUUUAAUAAAAAUGGGUAUCAUUAUUGUUAUCGUCGCUUUUGGUUUGUCGUCACUGACGUACAAUUAUUUCUUCUAUUUAAUUUCAUAAAAUAACUCGAAAUUUUAAGACAGCCAGAAUGAAAAACAUCUAGUAAAGAAUUGUUUAAUUUUGCCGGCUCGAUAAUUUGUUCUUGUGAGAUCAAUAUGUUUUUUCUAUUGGCAAGCGAAUUUCCUUUAAGACCUUCGCUGAUAUUUUAUAAGUUACAGGUGUUUGUGUGAUUACUUUGACCCUCUUUACUUUAAUUUUGCUGCAGGGAUUUAUCGUCAAGCAAGAUCGAGAAGCUCCCGCCAGGAAUAUUCAAAAAGCCUCCCUUCUUGGAAAAGUUGUAAGAUAACCAAUUGAAAUAUAUUUUUUGGUUUAUUCAGUGUGAUUAUUUGAGGAUAUGAUAGUAUAGAGCUAUCCCCCGAAAAACGGUGGUGGGUGACGAGAAGUGUCGAGGUAUAUAUCUGCCACUAUGCACUCUCCCUUAGAGGGAUGGUCGUUUUACUGUUUAUCAGUUGGUCAGGCUUAGUAAGUGCUAUAUUUUCGUUUAGUUGAAAGUGUUUCAGGGGAUCUCAUCAAGUAUAUUAUUAGGAUUUUGUUGCAAAUUAUAUAAGAUGAUAAUUUUCUAUCUACAAGUAAACUGCAACAAGUCAAAUUAAGUCGCUUUCUUGGUAUUUUCUGGUAAAGCUGGUUUGGUUGCCCCCCGCCCAUAAAAGCGGAUAGCUAAAGAUAUUUUAAGUUACGGGAGUUAAUUAAAACGCUCACCGAUUGGGUACAAAUUAAAUUUAUGCUCUUAUUAUCUUAAAAUGUCACUCUCCUGAUGAUUAGGAAACUUCUCACGGCAGCCUGAUCGGACAAUAGGGGUUUAGUUUUAUUUACUAACUCUCGUCUUUUGUAGUUUGUAAGUACUCACCAAACACAUUUUAACCAUUGUCAAAAGUUGUAAUCGGGAUGUAAAUAUCUUUGCUCGGUUUGCAGAGAUUUGUGUCAACCCUUUCUCUGAAAGCCAAAUUGACAUUAUAAAUUCAUGUUUAAAUAAUGUCAUAUCACUGCCUUUAAAAAGAACUGUUUGCAGAGAGUUUCUUUAAAAAAUAUGCUUCGCGCCAAACACUUUGGUGGCGCCAUCAGGGAGGUCUUUCUAUCGUACCGUCAUGUUGCUGCACCAGUCGGUAUGCUAAGCGACUUUCCAACAUUUAACAUUUAACAUUUUACCACGUCGCUUAUUUCUGCUUUUAAUUUUUUCAAGUUUCGCUACUGAUACGUAAGGCGGACUGGCUUACCUACGGUUAUCAGGCCUUCAACCUUAUCAUUGCCGUUACACGCUGA
Porites lobata is the source of this 11296-nucleotide messenger RNA. NCBI's taxonomy places the organism in Eukaryota, Metazoa, Cnidaria, Anthozoa, Scleractinia, Poritidae. The record is from the annotation of a GenBank genome assembly.